This is a messenger RNA of Trichoplax adhaerens, 3516 nucleotides long. RefSeq lists its product as uncharacterized. Gene Ontology annotation, biological process: cell surface receptor signaling pathway; G protein-coupled receptor signaling pathway. Gene Ontology annotation, cellular component: plasma membrane. Bases 1 to 3516 code for a protein of 1171 amino acids. Lineage: Eukaryota; Metazoa; Placozoa; Uniplacotomia; Trichoplacea; Trichoplacidae. The transcript is spliced from 19 exons. Gene Ontology annotation, molecular function: protein binding; G protein-coupled receptor activity. The record is from RefSeq and is a predicted model, not a curated record.
AUGGAUUUUCAUAUCAAUUGGGUAUAUCAGCUUCUACUAUUCCUCAUUAGUUUAUACCUUAAGCUAUCCUUGGUGGAUGGCCAAUGUCCGCCAAAUCUACAAGCAUUAAAUUGUAAUUGUUCAAUACUGCAGCAAGCUAGGAUUAAUGGUGGCAUACGUAAUAAACUAACGAGAAAUGUUUCAUGUCGAAGUACUUCUAUCCGUAUCAUGCCCGUUUUCGAACAGCCAUUUGCAUCAACGAUUGGAUCUUUGGAUUUGUCUUUAAAUAAUUUUCACGAAAUUCAAGAUCAAGCAUUUAUUAACUUAACUGCAGUAACCUAUAUUAAUUUAGAAGGCAGCUUUUUAUCAGGAAUACAAAGUAAAGCAUUUUCUAACUGCAAGCGCCUGAAAAAUUUAGAUUUGUCCGGAAAUUUUAUAAGGUAUCUGCAUGCGGAUACAUUCUACAAUGCUAAAGCAUUAACCUCACUAAAUUUAACAAAUAAUCUUCUAGAAACAUUGCCGCUACAAACAUUUAGCCGUUUAGACUCUCUCAAAUUUCUUAAUAUCGAUAGCAAUCCGCUAACAUGCGACUGUCGGCUGCGUUGGUUGAUGGCAUGGGUAAAAUCAACUCGGAUUAAUUUGUCUCUAUCGCAGUCCGCAAAAUGUAGUCAACCUUACUCUAUUCAAGAUCGAAUGUUUAGCAGUUUAACUUGGAAAGAUUUAGCGUGUGGUCCACCUGCAAUGAAAUCCAAGCCUGCAGACAGUCAACUACUAUUUCAUAGAGAUAAAAUUACUUUACGGUGUCAAGCGAGUGGAGAUAUAUAUAGUACUGAAAUGUCUUGGUUAUUCCAUAAGCACAAAAUACCAAAUGCUAGAGUUAUUAACCAUACGGCAGUUAAAAAUUAUAGUCAAAUUUAUACGUAUACCGUAGAAACGACACUGACUCUAGAUCUUAUUGACUCAAGUGCUGCUGGCCAAUAUAUAUGUGAAUUUCGAAAUGAAGCUGGUAAAUCAGUUGCGAAAACACAGAUUUAUGUAGCCAGUUCUGGUGUUAAAUUUUGUAAUGCUUCUACGACGCAAAGCGAUAAGGGUACAUUUAACUGGCCACAGACGAUGGGACAAGUUACUGUGCAUUUACCUUGUCCGAAAGGAGCACAAUUUGACUCUCAGCAAAGUUCAGAAUCUCAGCAAGCAACAGUUCGUCGAAGCUGCACGAAAUAUGGCGCCUGGAACUUGAUGGAUGAUAGCGAUUGUCAAUUCCAAUAUUUUCUUACGCAACAGCUAUUUCUGUUAUCCCGGAUUAUUGUCAACGGUGAUGCAUCAGCUACUAUGGUUGGGACUAAAUUUCAAAAAUUAAUCAUUCAACAUUAUUCCCUUGUUCAACCCACUGAUGUCUACUUAAGCUCGUUGAUCUUAGAAAACUUGCAAACAGUAGCCAAGAGCAAUACGAAUGUUAUGAUGGUAAUUAUAAAUGCAAUCAAUCUUUUCAUGUCUAGUAAAACUAGUGCUUUAACUGAAGCUCAAGAUUUACAUAAUGCCUGUACAAGAAUGAUCAAUGUGUUACAGCGAUUGCUAAAUUAUAUUGCCCCUCUUUCGCCUGGUAUCAAAUUUAAUCAACUUGUUCUGGAUAAUCUUGCACUAGCAAAUAUUCAACUCAAUCUCGACAAUCAAUUUCAAAGUAUUCUAUAUGUCUUAUUAUUGCAAUCUGGCCAGAAAAGCAUAACUGCAGGAAUUUACCUUCCGAAAACUUUUCUACAAAGUGCAUUUCCACUUCGUGGAACUAAAAGUCUGCAAGUUCUUAUCCUAAGAAAUACUAAUUUAUUUCCAUUAUCGGCUAUACAAAGAAAAAACUAUCAGUUAUCAGGAAGUGUACUAAUAGCGAGAAUAGAUGGUGUGGCUAUAACAAACUCAACAACUCCAUUAACAGUUAUUUUAAGACCACAAUCGACUAAGCUAAGAGCGUCUUUUCGAAUCAAAACGCAAGCAGAUAAAACUGUUAAGCCUACUUGGUCUUCAUCAAUUUGUCAACAAAGUCCUUCUAAGUUUGUCGCUUCUUGUAAACAUAUGGCUAUAUUUGCAUUACAUGGAAAUAAAAGCAAUAAUGGAUUAGCAUGGCCGGACAAUGCGCAACAUUUCCAUAUUCGUCCAUUGCAGUCCUUUACUUAUGUUUUGAUUACCAUUGGAAUAGUCUUUAAUUUAAUAAUCACUUUAAUCUACAUUAUAUUGAGCCAAUUUGCAAAUCCGUCGAAUUUUGCUACUCUACGCACAAUUCCAAUCCGACUAAACAUAUGGAUAACGGAAAUUAUAACAUCCAGCACAUUCUUACUAACAUCGCGCUUAACAGAAUUGCCAAUUUUUUGCUCUAUUGCCGAAUCAUUGCUAAAUUUUAUGCUGCUUUCAUCGAUAGCAUGGAUGUUGGUUCAUAAUUUAGCUUUGCGCAAUAUUGUAAAUCAUACCUUGCAAGGUAGAGAUGCAUUUUUAACUCACAUACGUUAUUCCUGUAUUGGUUGGGUUGCACCUUUCGUUGCUACAGGCGUUGGUGCAGCCAUUCUUAUAAGUAAUGGCAGCUACCAAGAUCGGCAAUUUAGCUGUGUUAUUCGAUUGCAAACGGAAGUUUACGUUUUCCUAAUUACUCCAAUUGCUGUUGUAACAUUAGUCAAUUUCUACUUAUAUGGCUCAACGAUCCAACUUUUAAGAGAUACAAACAAUGUUUUCUCACAUCUCAGUAGUAAGGAAUCGCAGUCAAUCCGUCAACUGCUUUCUGCAACAUUAAUCAAUAUGAUCUUCUUAGUCUUGGCUAUCAUCUCGGCUGGUUUUAUUUUCCAGCCUAAGCCAUCGACCAAUCUUCUCUUCCCGGUCUCUUUUGCUAUCUUGCUGUGCUUAAUUGGUCUCUUCAAUUUCAUGUAUACCAUCUGCUGGUCUCAAGAGUUUCUAGUCCAUAAAGAAUUAUUCAAAUUAUCCUAUAUUAUAGAAACUUGUUGCAGUGCAUCCAGUGGCAAUUAUAACGUAACAGAUACUUUGGAAGUGACUAAUCAUACUACAUCCGAGCAAGAAUUUCAAAAAGAAGAGCAUGAAAUGAAAUCUUUAACUCCAUCUAGAUCGUUGACAGUAUCUCUUCCCAACCAUGAUGGCCAAACUAGUAAUAGCAUUGAUCAUCCUGUCAGGCUUGUCAUAUCGCCUCUAAAUACCGAUGGAAUUCGUAGUCGAAGUCCUAAGAAUACUUCAGCGGCUACUAGUAGCGUAUAUAGUGGUAGGCAUGGUCGUCAACAGCGCCAAUAUCUUUCUCGCCAGUCAAUUCCAAUCUCACCUGAUUUUAGUCCAACGGGCCCUAACUUAACCUUAGCAAGUGAUUCCAAAAAAUCCGAAUCUUUAUCUUCACUAGAAAACCAAUCCAUGGUAUGGGAUGAAGAAGUGAUGAAUGAUAGUUAUUAUGUUCGUCAAGUUGAUCCUGAUCAAUUUUCAUCAUCUAGUCAUCAUCAUGAGCGUUCUUUAGCAAGUUCUAUAAGUAGUCGACAUAAUCGAACUACGAGAAGUUAA